Messenger RNA from Theileria annulata, 3741 nucleotides. RefSeq lists its product as uncharacterized. The transcript is spliced from 3 exons. NCBI's taxonomy places the organism in Eukaryota, Apicomplexa, Aconoidasida, Piroplasmida, Theileriidae. The record is from RefSeq and is a predicted model, not a curated record. The coding region runs from base 1 to 3741 and encodes 1246 amino acids.
AUGACCAUUCCAUACUGUUGCCAUAUCAUCAGUCAGAUCGAGAUCGAGUACAAUUCGCCCUCAAAACCACCAAAAUGGCUUAUUUAUGCCCUUAAGAACCCAAGAGUUAAGUUGAACUCAUUUGAUGAGAAUUUGCUCAAACUGACCAAAAACGAUGAUUUCGCAACUAUUAACGAUUUAAAUUAUGAUGAAUCUGACAAUAACUCUAGUUUCACUGAGGAAAACUACUCUAUUAUCACUACUAAACAGUCCGAAAUUGGAAGUAUCAGUUUGGAAGAUAACACAUUGACAUUAUUGAAAAGGGAAGAGGAGAUAAAACCAAUAGUACAGAGCCUAAUAACAAAAUCAAUGGUAUAUUACAUAUCAAUGUACGAAGAUUUUUCAAAAGAUGACAUGAUAAAUUUGUCCAAAGGUUCUGUUCCUAUUAGUAAGAAUUCGGAUUACGAGAUGCUUUCAGGAUUAAGGGAUUGUUUAUCGCAGUUAUAUCACUGUAAUAGCUCUUCAAAUGAGGCAGUGAUAAUCACAGGAGACUAUUCAGGUGUUUUUUCUCACAACGAAAUACUUAUCACAAGGUCAAAUUUAUCGUUCCUACAGGAACUCAAGGCUAAGGAAAUCCCCUACACAACCAUUUAUGACGAGAUCGAACCAUUAUCAAAUGAACUUCCCAAGUUUAAAGCAGAAGGGGAGGAACUUUCUAAGCUAAUUAAUUCAUACCUAACUAACACACCGAUCAACUACUCCAAUUCACCUAAUAGUAAAAUCAAUAGAAUGAAGUUUAAAAUAGAUGAUAAAAGAGUGAGUAAAAUUUAUUUGUUAAAGUCUCUUAAAUUACCAAUUUCAGACGACUACGAUAUCAAUGUUGUCAGGAUAUCCGGAAGAAAAAAUUGCCAGAAACUGCUUAAACUUCUAGAAAACAAUACAUUAAACUCAUUUUCACAGUUCAAUCAACCUUUUAACGGUGUAAAACCAGAUAUACUAUGUGUUAAGCUAAUUUUGAGUAACUUUUCAGUUUUGUAUUCGAAGGUAAGUCAGACACAUUUUAAGCUUUCACCAGACAAUAACACGUAUAAAAUGUUGAUUAGAGGAGUGAUUAUACCCUCAAGUUUGAUGAGUUUUUUAAACAUUUUAAAGCUCUUGGAGAUUGCUGAGGUGGUAAACAGACCUGUAAUUAGAAUAAAGUAUAACUUAACAUUCGAUGAUAAAAUGUAUGAAAAAACGCUAAGAAUCUCUGAUAACAAGAUUUAUGAUCAUUUUUUAUCUAAUUUUGUGGAGAUCAAGAAGAAUUAUUCACAUUCGUACAAGGCACUGAAGAAGCUAAUUCCAUUCAAAAUGUUCAAGUUACAGCAGGGAAAUAUAUCUAUUACAGAUGAAAAAACUCUGAUUCUGGCAUUGGGGAAUGAGAAGCAACUGUAUCUGGAGGAUGAUAAACAGUUAUAUUUAGACGGAAUUUUGGGUGUUAAAGGGACAAAUUUGGCCAUUUACGAAACACCGGCAUCGCCGGAUAUAAUCUUACUAAAGGAUAGUUUAUAUUCAAAUUUGGCCAAAAUUAAAUCUUACUUAAGGCUGAUCCAGUCUUAUAAUUCCGUGUUUACAGGAUCCACAAAGUCCUUUCUUGACGAGGUUUUCAACAACAUUUUCUUCAACUAUUCACAUCAGACACAUUUUAAUACCAAGUUGUAUUUAGAUUUAUACCCAAAUAAUACUAAAACUAAUGUAAUGGAUAGUAGUAAUACAGAUAACACAAUUAAUAGCAAUCGACUGGAUACGGAUAUUAAUAUUUUGCCCUAUAAUUUGGUGAAUAUCAUUUGGAUAUUGUUGUAUAUAUUACACUGUAGUGGGAAGAUGGAUUUUUGGGACGAAAACUCUUUAGAGAACUUGAGGAACAAUGACAUAUUUUCAUUAAAUGUUAAGGAAUCUCCGCUUAAAAUGAGGAGAGAAGUGGAGAAAUUAGUAGUUUCAAAGACUUUAAACUUUCCAUUGUCACAGCAGUCUUACUACAUUUACCUGGUUAACCACAUCAACUUUAAUAAGCAGUUUAAAAACACGUUCAACAAAAAUUAUUUAGAAUAUUUACUCGAUUCAAAUUACGAGGUUAAUUUAUACGAAAAUGAAAAAAUAGAAAACAUUGAGCAGAUUUUACAAAUUUCCUCAGGCUGGAAUACCUAUUUUAACAUGAAAUCCAGUUCUAAUGGUGACAUUGACCAUGACACUAAUUCCACUGUUAACGAUGUGAAUGUUGAUAUUAUGGGCAACUCUGUCACAAAUACAAUUGUCACUAAUAAUGUCGUUGAUAGGGUUAAACCAAAUAAAAUAGUUAACAAUGUGAAUAGUAGUGUAGAAAACGAGUAUAAAGUUGAGUUUGGAAUAGUAUAUUCAUUAUCAAGAAAUGAAGGAAGAGUGUAUGAAUGUAAUUUUGAUCUCAAACAUGGCAAAUUUGACAAUAUUAACAAUUAUCAUUUGUUGGAUUCAUUUGAUAAUUCACUGAAUUAUUCAAGAUAUAAUAAGGAACAUUUAGAUUCCCACACAAUAUUGGUAUUUUUAUUUAGUAACGAGCCAUCAGUACUUGAGUGUGUAAAUUUAAAGAUAAUUCGAAAUGUCCUAAACUCUGACCUUAUCAAAUUUUCAAAUAAAACGUGUAAUUAUCAAGCUUUGGCCUUGAAUGAGCUCAAUCAUUCGAACGUUAUUAAAUUUAUGAACAUUUUUACGUCAAAUGAGUUUCCAAAUGAUUUCACAACUGGCCUUAAAAUUCUAACCAAAAACUUCAUUUCAUACUCUAUAAUCUCUUCUGACUUUGAUAUUCAAGAUCUCCACACUAUUAUACUCAAGAUGAAUAAGUCGGAGGUGAAUAUAAUAUGCAUACCUUUGAUUGAGGGUGAUUUCAACAUGUUUUCAAGGAGUACUGUGAAGAUGAUCAGAACAUUUAAUGAGUUGAAAAAUGAAUAUUCACAUAAUUUCGUUAUGGAUUUCGUUGAUAUUUCGUGGGUCUUCGACUCAUACUUCCAGGGAAUUAUGAAAUUAGACUCAAUACCACAAGAGUACCUGAUACAACUGUCACAAGAAUAUUACGCCAAGUACUCACUGGACAAUUUCUCAAUACAAGACUUCAAAGAGGAUGACUCCUCACAAUACAGACUCACAAUGGAUGAUUUAAACGACUUUAUGUCAUCACAAGUUAAUCCUACACAACUUAAUACUAAUUCUCAGCUUUGUGGAUUUACACAAUUUAAUACCAAUUCACAAAUAUGUGGAGGUUAUAUGGAUUUAGAUGCUGAAAUGAGUAUAAAUUCACAACCAGACAACAUAUCAUGCAGUUUAAAGUUCAGAGAAAAUUAUAAAAAUGUAAAGUAUUUUUGGGGAUGGAAUGUGUAUCUGCUCAGAGAGUCGAAUUGUUCUCAACUGACUAAUCAGGAUUGUUUAUUAUAUCGCAAGUAUUGUGGGAUAUCAAUAUUCACAUUUGAUACUUUGUCUGAAAUAAAGGUUCACAUUGAGGAGACCACAGCUGAGUCCCUCCUAAAGUUUAACAUCACACCUGAAGACGUUGAAACCUUUUUAUCCCACGAAAAGAUUUUCCUAAACUCUGUUGUCAUUUCAAAAAACGGCUCGACUCCAGAUAACAUAAACUCUACAGAUUCAUCAAUAUACCCUUCAAUCAAAAAUAAAACAAUUUCCUUUGUAUCAUGCCAGGGAAUACCAAUUCUCAGCUAUUCCUGGUUCACAAAUUUACUCAACUCAUUUUCCUAA